Molecule: messenger RNA, 3258 nt
Organism: Periophthalmus magnuspinnatus
Lineage: Eukaryota; Metazoa; Chordata; Actinopteri; Gobiiformes; Gobiidae
Exons: 20
Coding region: 1-3258 (1085 amino acids)
Biological process (GO): protein polyubiquitination; ubiquitin-dependent protein catabolic process
Molecular function (GO): protein binding; ubiquitin protein ligase activity
Source: RefSeq, a predicted model, not a curated record
AUGGAUAACUGUGAUUUGGCAAAGCUGUCUGUAUCUGUGGGGAAACUACACCCGGACUUUUCUCCAAACAUCACCAAAUACCAAGUUACAGUUGAGAGCAGCGUCAACAAAGUCAAUCUGAACGUGGCCACUAGCGACUGUGGAGCUUCAUACAGAAUUCGUUUUGGAGAUGAAUCCCGUGUAGUUAAACUCAGUGAUGGCUUGAACAAAGUGGAAAUUGAAGUGGCAGCAGAGGAUGGUACUAUCAAGAAGUAUUAUGUUGAAAUCACUAAACUGCCUGCUAGUAUUGCAGAACUGAGUGAGCUUGCCUUGGAGGGAGAGUUUCCACUAUAUCCUGAAUUUAACCCCAAAACAUUUGAGUACAACAGUACCGUUCCAUUUUACGUGAAUUCAGUGACAAUGAUUCCCAAAGUACCAGAUAAACACAUCCAAGUUAAAGUGAACGGGGUCGACAGCUCUCAGCCCGUUUUACUCAACUAUGGAGACACUUUGGUGGAUAUUUUAGUUUGCUCAGCAGAUGGCAGCCAUUCACAGGUGUAUACUGUGUUGGUCACCAGAGAGCUGCUUCCACUAGCUGUUACCUUCAGUGACCCCAAAAACCAGUUUGAGUAUGAGUGUCCGGUGUCUCUCAAUGCUUUUUACAGACCUAUUUCCAUCAAUGAAAGUAACCCUAAGCACAUCUUCUCGAGGCCGUAUAUAGAGAUGCUGGCUCGAAGAUCCAAAGUUGAUCCACUAAACAACAGUCCAUUACGAGGAUGUUGGAAGAUUAUUGAAAUGAGUCUGGACCACGCGAUGUCUGCUGCUCCUGUAAAGUGUUUGUUUAGAUAUCGAGGUUGUGAUAGUGAGAUCAAACUAUCAGAGCUCGGGUCACAUUUGCUGGACUGUCCCCACAAACCAACUGGGGAACUCAGGACGAAGGAUGUUACAGACACAAAAUGGUACAAGGAGCACUUUGAGACGACCAGUUCCCUCUCAAUUGAAACAAAGCACAGUGUAGAGGUCCGUAACUGGGAGAAGAAACUCCGCCUGAGAGCUGCUGUAGAAAGCAGUGUAGAAAACCUCUGUGCUUUUGCUGAAGACCACCUGAAAGUUUACAAUGAAUACCUCCCAAAACCAGGUGACUUGAUGCAGUACUCCGAGGACACAUCUCCACUGUAUAACCUUGAACAGGCCGCAGUUUACUAUGCAUCAGCCAUAAGAUACAACUCUAAAGACUCCAGACUCCACUUUCUACUAGGGAUGGUUCUGGAGAAGACGUACUACGCCACUGAGAUGUAUGGGCUACAAAAAAAGAUUGACAAAGAAAACAGUGUUUUAAGUAAUGCCAAGUCAACGUCAUAUCAGGAUGAUAUCUUAGCUGUUUGCAAGCUCCAUGGGCUCUCAGGUACUCCAACAGUGGAAAAGCAGCUGCAGGCUUUGGGUAAAGAGUACCAGUCACUGAGAGACCAGGGUCAGUCCAGCAAAGCAGACUAUGUACAAACACUGUACUUAUGGCUGUCAAAGAAGCCCGGCAAGGACAACAGUGUAGCCCUGCAGGACGAGGAGAACUGUCUGAAACAGGCCUUGAUGAAGUACUUGGAUGCCUGGUCCCUGAGUCCACACUGUUGGGAGUAUAACCUACAUGUGGGGAGGUUACUGUUACUACAGGGCAAGCACACUGAAGCUCUACAACACCUGCAGACCGGCUUGGCUCUACGCCCACUAAACGCUGGACUAAGAUUUUUCACUGGCCUGGCAUUACUGCAGCAGGAAAAGAAACCCUCAGAGGACAGUGAAAUGGAGGCUGCUCUGUUCCUACAACAAGGUCUAGAGCACUUUGUCGGUCAGCGCUGCAGAGAGAGCUGGAAAGAACAGUUCCCAUUAGACCCUCUGUCCAGCAUCAGCACACAGUUCCUCCAAGGCCUUCUCACUUUGGGUCGACUUCAGCAAAGAAACAUUCUGCAGGACAAGGCCAUAAGCUCCGAGCAGGUCUAUCACAUUGUUGCUGCGCUGGCUGCCCAGAGUGUGAGUCAGUGUGUGAUUCGCGGCGAAGCAAGCAGUCAGCUGGAGUGGGUGCUGCUGGAUGCUCACUCUGUUCUUCUGCAGCGGCUCAUUCACAAGGACGAGGCCAAGGCUGAGCUCAAGCCUUUAGUGGCCAAGAGGUGCCAGGCCAUAAUCGCUCUCAUCCAUCUCACCUCCAUCACCCCCUGUCAGGAGCUCCUGGACCUGCAGGAGAAUGCAUGCCAGUUAUCAGUGGUCACCACACCACGGAACAGCUACGCUCUGUGUCAGCUCGGUCUGGCCCAGCUCUCUCAAUAUGACAGCAGCCCAAAGCUAACUACGUCACAAGAUGUCUUAGCUAAUGCCUGUCUGAGCUUUCAGGCAAGCAUUGAUUUGGAAGGCAAGCCUCAGAAAGGAGAACCACCAGAGCAGCUGAGCAAACAGAAGUGGUGGCAAGACAAACAGAAGAGUGAACAAGAGAUUGUGUCUAAAACAGCACCCUCUCAGCCACAGGCAGUGAAGGGGCCCGCUAACACGGGAGCUACAAGAGCAAGAGGCAGAGCACAGCCUGGAAAAGGACUCUCAAAAACUCCUGCCCCUGUGAACCCCGGCAGGGCAGGGAGGACUGCUUCUGCCUCCAAACCCUCUACUGCCAGAGGGAGACCUGGGGUAGCUGCAAGAUCCUCGAGCAGCAGCACCAAACGCCAUAACACAUCAAGCAAGUCCAAACAAGAAGUCCCAGCCAAACCCAUUGACACAGUCCCAGAGCCAGUGAAAGAAAGUGUUAUUGAGUCCGGUCCAGUAAAUCCCAAGUCUUACAUCCCACGCAUCGGCCUAGCUGGGGCCUUAAGUCGCUCAAAAAAGUAUGAACAAGCAAAAACUCUCUACCAAGAAGUCAUCUCCAUGUCCCCAGAGGUACAUGAUGCCUACAUUGAACUUGUGCAGCUGCUGGAGCCCACAGACCCAGAGGCUGCACUGGAGGUGUACUGCAGAUAUCCUCUGAAGCCAGUGGCAGAACAAACUUUAUAUGACGCGUUCAUUACAGGAGAAACUGUCAGAAUAUUAAUGAAGCUGGAGCUAUACGACCAUCCAAUGCUUGGCUCAAGUCUCGUGGCAUAUGGAAAAGUUAUGGGACUAAGUUGCAUCGAGAAGUACAUAGACAUUUUGGAUGGAAAAUCAAUGACCAAACUGCUAAGAAGUGUCUAUGCAAAGAUACACGACAGACCGGAGAAUGACCCAGAGCUACAGGACUUUUUUAGGUUUAAAUGUUGGUUGUGA